GAGACCACUUUAUCUUAACCGUGACCACAAACCACCCAGAUGUAUCUGUGUUUUGCAUUUAGGGGCAUAGACAGUGUUUUAUUGGGAGGGGGUCCAAUAAUUUUCUAAAAACCAUCAAUCUGAUUCAUUCACAGCCGUACAAACUAGUUCACAAACACCAGAAUACCUAAAAUAAUCUCCCACAGAGUUCAAGGUGGUCAAGACUACUGGUUUUGUACCAGCAUCACCAUCCAGUCAGACGCUGUAAUCAAUACAAUAAACACUGCAGCAUCUGUAGGUAUGCAGCAUUCCUUCAGCUGAACUCAAAACAGAAAAUGGAAUCAAGAGGGCACUGGAAGAUACAUCAGUGAUAUUGUGCAACAAUGACAUGUAACCUCUGUUAACGCUGCCUCAGCAUCUUACCAGCUGAUUUCAUCACUCUUACAGUGACUUAAGACUUCACUCUCACACACACACUCUUCUUUUUGCCCAUUUCUAAUGUACCUCCUCCCUCCCCCCACCCACCACUUCUCUUUAAGUUGAAUUAGGGGUCAUUAGCGUUCACUGGAAUCCUAGACUUAUAUUCCAGAUGGCGAUGACAAGAACUGGCUAACAGGUUUCACUUAACGUCUUCUAGCUCAAAUUUGCAGUGGAUUUUUAAUUCCAUUUUGAAAUGAGAUAUCAUAAAACUAAGGAAAUCCUUUUGUGAAACUAAUUCACUGGUGGAUGAAUCAUUAUUAACCACGAUGUCACUGGUAAGUGGGCCUAUAGUUCAGGGGUAAAGAAAGUCAUUUGAAUUGUGUGACAGACAAUUGACUUGCUUUUGCUUUUGCUCUUGUUGUUCUUGCUUCUGUCACAAAUGGGGUUCAUAAUCCAUGGUAAUACAGUAUAUCAUCAUUUUUUAAAUCUUAUUAUACUUGCUUUUACAGUAAUUCUAACCUAUAGUGGUCUCAUCACAAGUCAACUGUAACUCACUGUUCUGCUACGCUGGAUGUAGCACAGUAUAUUUUUUUAAAACACAUUGUCACUGUUUUAAGCUUUUAGGGAAAAGAGGAACCUGAAUUUUGAUCUGACAAAUAUAAUAAUGUUAAAAGAUCCACAGCAGCUGUCUUGAAUUUAUAGGCAUAUUCCAAGUUACUGCAUUCCUCUGUAGUUCCACAUUGAGUUAAGCUCGAGUUGAGGUCAAAACCUCUAUCUCUUAAGCGUUCUCUCUCUCUCUCUCUCUCUCACACACACACACACACACACACACACAAACUCCCCCUUUUCUCGACUAAUAAAUAAUUAUCCUUUUGUGUGAUGUGGCUUUGCUCCAAGGCCAUUCAGUUUAUGCGAGUUACUUUUAGUGGAAUAGCACAUUUUCUGCAUGUUUUACCAUUUUUACAUUUUGAGUAAUAAAUUAUUCAUCUGUAUAUUUAUUAAUUGUCCAGCACAGUCUUUCCAUUAAAAAAGAUUCAUUUUUUUUAAACAUGUCAUUGAGAUAUAUAUUAUAUAUUGAAUAAAAAAAGAUGACUAACUUUGGAUAUGUAAACACAUAUACCAUGAUUGUAAUAAACCUUACCAAAGAUAAAAUGUUUUGAUAUGUUAUGAUUGAACUCAUUGCUUAUAUUAUUGCCUCACUCAACUUACUUAUUUUGAAAGUGGUGUAGGUUUCAGAAAAAAUGAGUCAGAAGAGUAAGAAAUGAUGAUGAAGUAGAUGGCGUAGGUCAAUAGUGUAGACAUAACAAAUGUUUUUUUUAGUUUUGUUUUCUAUUUUAAAUCUUAAUAAGCUUUGAAUAUGUUCAAAUUUUACUAAUACGCUGUUUCCAUCCAUCAGCCCAUUCAUUUAUUUUCAGAGAAAUUAAACAAAAACAUCUCUCCUUCUUGCACACACUUAUUUAUACACGCUAACACAAACAUCCAGAAUGAGCCACACUUGAACUUGAACAAAGAAUGAAGAGCAACACCCGCUCAUGUAAAUGUGAUGUUAGUCAUGAUCUACUCAGAAGUGCAGUCUGUGCUGGCUGGGGCAAGGCAAGGGAGUCAUCUUCUUCUCAGUCUCCUUCGCUCCUCCCCCUGUCCAAUGAGUUACGCAGUAUUAGAGCCUUCAGGAGGAAAGUCAGACAUUAUAGAGGCAGAGGGACAAGGCACUGCACCCUCACUGACUCCUCCAAACCAACCACAGAUACCUAGGGAGCUUGAGUUUUGGCAUCCAGAGUUUGGCCACCAUCACUAAUUCAUUUAUUUGCGUUAUUCAGUUCAUCACUUGUGGCAGGAAAGAUGGCUCCUCUAUUGUGACCACUGAUGUUUGUUUCUGCAGAAGAGUUCGCUCCAUGCUUAUUUUGUUUCUUCAAGUAGUAUUUUUGUUAUACUUUCAGGAGAUUAUUACUGUGUGACUUUUUAAUCUCCCAGCUGUGCCUCUCUACUGGAAUAUCACCACUCGAUCUUUGGUCUGUCUCAAACCGCUUCACCAAUGCUGACUGAACCGUGUGGCGCCAUGUCGAUGGGGUCAGAUGUUCGAGAUCUGACCCUCUUACCUCCAGCACCUCCUGUGUCAUCCUUGCCAGGAGCUGGUGGUGGCCAGUGGACCCAACUGCUGGACCUUCACCCUGGCUCUCCCUAUGGCUCCCUGCCUUCCCACCACUCCCUGAUCAAGCAGGAACCUGGUUGGGGGAACACUGACCCAAUAGAGGACCCUCACUGUGGACUUGGGGCCUUCACAGUUCACUUCUCAGGCCAGUUUACAGGCUCAGGCCCUUGUCGAGUUGGGGCCUUCAGAGAGCCGACUGCAGGUCAACCGAGGAUGUUUCCCAAUGGAACCUACCUGCCCAGCUGUAUGGACAGUCCUCCUGCACCCAGGAACCAGGGUUAUGGAGCAAUGGGCUUGGACAGCAACCCCAGUUAUGGUCACACUCCGUCUCACCACACCCCUCAGCUCCCCAGCCUGUCCUUCAAACACGAGGACACGCUGUCACCGCCAAACAACAUAGUUGACCAGCAGUACCCGGCUCCUACUUCCAUGUUUGGUUGCCACAAUCCUGCAGAAUCCUGUCCGAGCAGCCAAGCUCUGCUGCUGAGAAACUACAACAGUGAUAACCUGUACCAAAUGGCAUCUCAGCUGGAUUGUGUAACAUGGAACCAAAUGAACUCCCUGGCAUCCUCAAUGAAGAGCGGCCAUGCAACCGGCUAUGACAGUGAUCCCACAGCCCCACCUCCACCCAUGCUCGUCAGUGCCCAGUACCACAUACACACACACGGUGUCUUCAGAGGACUUCAGGAUGUCCGACGGGUAGCUGGUAUUGCUCCACCAGUCGUAAGGUCAUCAGAGGCCAAUGAAAAGCGUCCAUUUGUAUGUGCUUAUCCUGGCUGCAGCAAGAGAUACUUCAAACUGUCACAUCUGCAGAUGCACGGCCGCAAACACACAGGAGAAAAGCCUUACCAGUGUGAUUUCACAGACUGUGGACGCAGAUUCUCUCGCUCAGACCAGUUAAAGAGGCACCAGCGCAGACACACAGGAGUGAAGCCCUUUGAGUGCGAGACGUGUCAGAGAAAGUUUUCACGGUCAGAUCAUCUUAAGACGCACACUCGGACUCAUACAGGUAAAACAAGUGAGAAGCCCUUUACCUGCCGCUGGUCCAACUGUCAGAAGAAGUUUGCCCGCUCUGACGAGCUGAUGCGCCACCACAGCAUGCACCAGAGGAACCUGACCAAGCUGCAGCCUGCCAUCUGAGCGGCGAGAGGAGGAGGAAGGGGGACGAAGAGGAAGGUGACAAUAUGUUGUGCCAGCUAGUAGAGAGAGAUGCUGGAGCCUGGUCAGCGGUUAUGGUGCCUUGCCAGACAUCACUGAAGUGGUGAGCCCAGAUGAUGCCUCCCUCAGCCAGCGGACGUCAGGAGACUCGGAUGAAGAUCCUCAAGAUGCGCCUCAACUAGCACUCGUUCUGGUUAUGUGACAUUAAAACUCAGACUGAGUGGGUACAAUACCACAGUAAUUCUGAGCCAAGAAGAAGAUUUUUUUUUUUAUGUGAGAUGAGGAAAAUGUUGAUACACUAUUUUGGAUAUUUUAGUACUCUUGCACUGGCUUUUUUUUUAGAAUUGUUAAAAUUGUGUCACCUUAAAAAUGUGCUGGAAAAUAUAAACUGGAUUUAGGAAAUGGACAAUGUGUCUUUUUUUUGUCCAUUAAGUUGAACACAGAGAAUCUUAAUAUUCCAACAGUAUACAUGAU
Morone saxatilis (striped sea-bass) is the source of this 4180-nucleotide messenger RNA. RefSeq names its product WT1 transcription factor b (gene wt1b). NCBI's taxonomy places the organism in Eukaryota, Metazoa, Chordata, Actinopteri, Moronidae. The record is from RefSeq and is a predicted model, not a curated record. Bases 2432 to 3688 code for a protein of 418 amino acids. Gene Ontology annotation, molecular function: DNA-binding transcription factor activity, RNA polymerase II-specific; RNA polymerase II cis-regulatory region sequence-specific DNA binding. The transcript has 9 exons. Gene Ontology annotation, cellular component: nucleus. Gene Ontology annotation, biological process: regulation of transcription by RNA polymerase II.